UCGUGAUACCCUUUAAGCGCCAUGUCGCCCACCCCUAAAAAACAUAUUUCGUCGCUAAAAGCCGAUUCCGUGUCUGAUUCAUGCGAUGCUGUAAAAAUUCCGACGGUCGUGAAGGCAGCACGGAUGAUGCUGUGUUAGAUCCAUAUUACCUUGUUAGCAGGUUGCAGGCGGCACAGUGCGGCUUCAGGGACAUGUCCCACCCUGUUUAACACAAACCGAGGACUCGCUGGCUUUAUUCUAUCAACUCCACACUAACAGGACUAAACUACACAGAGUUUGGGCACCAUGACGACGCGGUCGGAGAGAGAAAAAGCCCAGAAACUGAACGAGCAGCAUCAGGCCAUUCUGUCCAAACUGCUGAGGGAAGAAGACAACAAGUAUUGUGCUGACUGCGAGGCAAAAGGUCCUCGAUGGGCGUCAUGGAACCUCGGGGUGUUCAUGUGUAUCCGCUGUGCCGGCAUCCACCGCAACCUGGGUGUCCACAUCUCCAGAGUCAAAUCUGUCAAUCUGGACCAGUGGACACCUGAGCAGAUCCAGAGUAUGGUGGACAUGGGCAACGGCAGAGCCAAACAGCUGUAUGAAGCCCACCUACCAGAGGGCUUCAGACGGCCACAGACAGACCAAGCAGUGGAGGUCUUCAUCCGGGACAAGUACGAGAGGAAAAAGUACUACAACAAGGAGGCGCUGGCUGCCGCUCCACCCAAGUCCUGUGAAGCUGCUCCUCCCUCCGCCUCGCCGUCCUCCCAGGCUGACAGGAGCAGACAGGAGAAGGAACGUGAAAAGAAGAAGAAAGAGAAGGAUGUUGAUAAAGUGGAGAGACACAACAACACAAAGAAACCCUGCUGCAAGUUGUAA
Centropristis striata (black sea bass) is the source of this 855-nucleotide messenger RNA. RefSeq names its product small ArfGAP 1 (gene smap1). The coding region runs from base 286 to 855 and encodes 189 amino acids. The transcript is spliced from 7 exons. Gene Ontology annotation, molecular function: GTPase activator activity; metal ion binding. NCBI's taxonomy places the organism in Eukaryota, Metazoa, Chordata, Actinopteri, Perciformes, Serranidae. The record is from RefSeq and is a predicted model, not a curated record. Gene Ontology annotation, biological process: regulation of clathrin-dependent endocytosis.